Messenger RNA from Lathyrus oleraceus (garden pea), 1240 nucleotides. Its product is annotated as PHD finger protein ALFIN-LIKE 4. NCBI's taxonomy places the organism in Eukaryota, Viridiplantae, Streptophyta, Magnoliopsida, Fabales, Fabaceae. Gene Ontology annotation, molecular function: histone binding; transcription coregulator activity; transcription cis-regulatory region binding. Bases 153 to 920 code for a protein of 255 amino acids. Gene Ontology annotation, cellular component: nucleus. The transcript has 5 exons. Gene Ontology annotation, biological process: regulation of DNA-templated transcription. The record is from RefSeq and is a predicted model, not a curated record.
UAUUGUUGUUGUGUUUGGUGUUAUGUUGUGAAACACACAACUUGCACUUCUCAUACUCUGCAGAGACGAGAGAGAAAGAAAGAGAGAGAGAGAAGCGCCUCUCACUCCUACUUCACUCUCACUCUUCUACUGCCAGACCACGUGAACCUACAAUGGACUCGCGCGCACAGUAUAAUCCUCGCACCGUUGAAGAAGUUUUUAGGGAUUUCAAGGGUCGUCGAGCUGGUCUCAUCAAAGCUCUCACCACUGAUGUUGAAGAUUUCUAUAACCAAUGUGAUCCUGAUAAGGAGAAUUUGUGCUUAUACGGCUUUCCUAGUGAGCAGUGGGAAGUUAAUUUACCUGCUGAAGAAGUUCCACCGGAGCUUCCCGAGCCUGUGCUCGGAAUUAACUUUGCCAGGGAUGGCAUGCAAGAAAAAGAUUGGCUGUCUUUAGUUGCUGUUCAUAGCGAUUCAUGGUUACUUGCUAUUGCCUACUAUUUUGGAGCCAGAUUCGGGUUUGACAAAUCUGACAGGAAACGCCUUUUCAAUAUGAUCAAUGAACUGCCAUCGAUAUUUGAAGUUGUUACUGGUACAGCAAAGAAACAGGUUAAGGAGAAGUCUUCAGUUUCAAACCACAGUGGAAGCAAAUCCAAGUCCAGCUCAAAAGUGCAGCGAGCUUCAGAACCCCAGGUUAAGCAGACAAAGGCGUUAGAACCUAAAGACGAGGAAGAAGAACUGGAUGAGGAAGAUGAAGAUGAACACGGAGAGACCUUAUGUGGUGCAUGCGGUGAGCAUUAUGGAACAGACGAAUUCUGGAUUUGCUGCGACAUCUGUGAGAAGUGGUUCCAUGGGAAAUGUGUGAAGAUCACACCUGCCAGGGCUGAGCAUAUCAAGCAAUACAAGUGUCCAUCAUGCAGUAACAACAAGAGAGCUCGCCCAUAAUGAGGCCAACAAUGCUUGGAUCGUUUUGUGAUCGUGUUGUUGUUCUGUUGUUUCUCGUUCUAGAUGUUGAAGUUAUUGGAUAGUUUCUGUUUGGCACAUUUCGUAGGUGUUUGUUUUUUCUAGUUUAUUAUAGAAUUGUGCUGCGCUGUGCUGUGCUGUGGUGGUUUUGUUGAUGUUGUUGUCAGCUGCAAUUCAGUUGAUGACUUGUUGUGUUUGUUCAAUUUAUGUAGUUUAUGAAUUGUGGUGACUUUGGAAAGUGAAAUCUUUUCCUCAAUGUUAAAGAGGAAAACUAGGAUAAUGAAACAGAAAUUUAUUUUAAA